This is a messenger RNA of Aethina tumida (small hive beetle), 1068 nucleotides long. RefSeq names its product ADP-ribosylation factor 2 (gene Arf102F). The coding region runs from base 212 to 751 and encodes 179 amino acids. Lineage: Eukaryota; Metazoa; Arthropoda; Insecta; Coleoptera; Nitidulidae. The transcript has a single exon. Gene Ontology annotation, biological process: vesicle-mediated transport; intracellular protein transport. Gene Ontology annotation, molecular function: GTPase activity; GTP binding. The record is from RefSeq and is a predicted model, not a curated record. Gene Ontology annotation, cellular component: plasma membrane; cytoplasm.
GUCGCCAAACUAGACGUGUCAAUUGUCAAAAUAUUAGGUGACGUUAUAUUUAUUCAAUCGUAUCGUGCGAAAAUUCCGCAAGUGUAUGCCGUUUCACCACCAACGUACCGUGGAUGAAACGCCUUAAACGCAUCUUGUGACACGAAAUCGUCGUAGCUUGUGAAACCGAACGAAAUAACAGAGUAAACGGUGCGCGGCGUUUCGCCUAACAAUGGGAUUAACGAUAUCUGCCGUUUUCACACGGCUCUUCAGCAAAAAGGCGAUGCGAAUCCUGAUGGUGGGACUGGACGCCGCCGGUAAAACCACCAUUCUCUACAAACUGAAGCUGGGCGAAAUUGUUACCACCAUACCAACUAUAGGUUUCAACGUCGAAACGGUUGAAUACAAAAACAUCUCGUUCACCGUAUGGGACGUCGGCGGUCAGACCAAAAUACGUAAACUAUGGAGGCACUACUUCAGCAACACGGACGGCCUGAUAUUUGUGGUGGACUCGAACGAUAGGGAACGUAUCAGUGAGGCCAGCAGUGAAUUGCACAGCAUGCUGCAGGAGGAGGAGCUGCGGGACUCCAUUCUGCUCAUUUUCGCCAACAAACAGGACCUGCCCAAUUCCAUGUCGUCCGCCGAACUGACUGAUAAACUCAAUUUGAAUCAGCUGAAGAAUCGUAGGUGGUAUAUUCAGGCGACUUGUGCCACUCAGGGUAAUGGGUUGUAUGAGGGUCUAGAUUGGUUGUCUAAUGAACUGGCUAAAUAAUUAAAUAGGUGUAAGAUGUAAAUUUAUGUAUCUCUUUGGUGCGCAAUUGGUUCCAUUCCCUAUUUAUCUAGUUUAAAUGUUUUAUUUUAUUUCCAUUGUACAUAAUGCAUCCAAGAGAUACGUGAAAUAACGUUUUCAGUUAAUUGUUUUAAUUUCAGAUUUUGUUCAGUAUCUAGAUUUUAUAUCAUACAAUGAUAAGGUUUAAAACAUCUUUAAUUUUAAACUGCUGUUUACUUGACUAUUACAAUGAAACUGAAUUAGUGUAAUGCAAGAAAUUUUUGUAAGAUAUGUUCUAAAAUAAAACUUUAAAUAAUUAA